GAUAUCAGUAUAAACUCUAUUGUCUAUAUAGAAUAUUAUAUAGAUCUUAAUUCUUUAAUGUACUAAAACCAAGCGCAUUUGCAUACAGUCUCACAAUUAUUUUCAGAUAUAGAAUAAAUAAAUGUUAUCAUUGUAAUCUAUCCUGUGGUACAGUACCGCACAUAAUACAGAUUGUAAUAUAAUAUUAUAGUAUACUCUAGUCUUUAAUAAUAUUUGGAUACAUAAGAUUAGAUAAUUGUCUGAUUAGUUACCUAUUGAUUGAGAUGAACCGCUUUUAAUAUCCUCCUCGUACAAGUUUUUUGAUAUUCUUCAUUGAAAACAUGCAAAAAUACGAAAAACUAGAUAAGAUCGGAGAGGGCACUUACGGUACGGUGUUCAAAGCAAAAAACCGUGAAACUUUAGAGAUUGUUGCACUGAAACGUGUGAGACUUGAUGAUGAUGACGAGGGUGUUCCUUCAUCGGCUCUGCGUGAAAUCUGUUUGCUGAAGGAGUUGAAACACAAGAAUAUUGUAAGACUUUAUGAUGUACUUCAUAGUGAUAAAAAAUUGGUACUUGUUUUUGAACACUGUGAUCAAGAUUUGAAAAAAUAUUUUGAUAGUUUGAAUGGAGAAAUUGACCCUAAUGUUGUGAAAUCAUUCAUGUACCAAUUAUUGCGUGGAUUAGCAUUUUGCCAUAGUCACAAUGUCUUGCAUCGUGAUCUUAAACCACAAAAUCUUCUUAUAAACAAGAACGGAGAAUUGAAACUAGCUGAUUUUGGUUUGGCUAGAGCAUUUGGAAUACCAGUUAAAUGUUAUUCUGCAGAAGUUGUUACUUUAUGGUACAGACCUCCUGAUGUUCUAUUUGGUGCUAAACUUUACACAACUUCUAUUGAUAUGUGGUCUGCUGGAUGUAUAUUUGCUGAGUUAGCCAAUGCUGGAAGACCUCUAUUUCCUGGUUCAGACGUAGAUGAUCAAUUGAAACGGAUAUUUAAACUUUUGGGAACACCAACUGAUGAGACAUGGCCUAAUAUGACAACUCUGCCGGAUUUUAAACCAAUGCCAAUGUAUCAGCCUAAUAUGACUUUUGUACAGGUAGUACCCAAAUCAACAACAAAAAUGCGAGAUUUACUACAAAGACUUCUAGUGUGCAAUCCAUCUCAUAGAAUAUCAGCAGAACAAGCAAUGAGCCAUAUAUACUUUGCAGACAUAAAUUUGUUACCAAAAUAAUUUAUCAUUGCUUUUUACUUUAGAAUUUUAAAUGCCAAAUAUAAUUAAAUGUGCAAUACAGUGUUAACAGUAAAAAUACAAAUUUAAUUUUUGGAGUGUUAGUAUUAUAAAUCCAACUUAAAUAUAUAGCGCUCGCUAGAAUUAACUGUUGUUAACUUCUCAAGCUAUAGCUAUUUUUUUUUUAUUCCUAUCUACCCUUGUCCUGUUCUAACCAGAUCUUAUUUUCUGAUUUUAAUGUAUUUGACCUCCUAAUGUUUUCCUAUUCUAUGAAGUUUUUUUUUAUAUAUUUUGUGGAAUAUAUACAUAACUUUAUUUAAAUUAUUUAAUUAAUUUGAUUUUUAAAGUAUAAUUUAAUAUUUCUAUUUUUGGUUAAAUUAAUUUCAG
Rhopalosiphum maidis (corn leaf aphid) is the source of this 1589-nucleotide messenger RNA. It is a transcript of the gene Cdk5, whose product is annotated as cyclin-dependent-like kinase 5. The record is from RefSeq and is a predicted model, not a curated record. Gene Ontology annotation, biological process: neuron apoptotic process; axonogenesis; synaptic vesicle transport. The transcript is spliced from 7 exons. Gene Ontology annotation, molecular function: cyclin-dependent protein serine/threonine kinase activity; ATP binding. The coding region runs from base 321 to 1205 and encodes 294 amino acids. NCBI's taxonomy places the organism in Eukaryota, Metazoa, Arthropoda, Insecta, Hemiptera, Aphididae. Gene Ontology annotation, cellular component: cytoplasm; nucleus.